This is a messenger RNA of Blepharisma stoltei, 1131 nucleotides long. The record is from the annotation of a GenBank genome assembly. NCBI's taxonomy places the organism in Eukaryota, Ciliophora, Heterotrichea, Heterotrichida, Blepharismidae.
AUGGGAUAUCUGACUGAGGAAUCAAUAAAUACCUUAAAGAACCAUAAGUAUAAGGGAAGUCCAACCACUCCACUGAUGAAGCUUUUAGAUAAAAUACUGUGGAGUCCCCUUUCUAAGUUUAUUCCAAAUUCCAUAGCUCCGAACAUGAUCACACUUCUCUCGACCAUUUCCAUUAUGCUCGGUGCCAUUCUCUCCCUAUUCUAUAACGAUAUGCAAUUUGGGAAGAACUCUCCUCUUUGGGUAUGGCCAGUUGCUGGUCUAUGCCUAUGGCUGUAUGACACCCUCGAUAAUUUAGAUGGAUUACAUGCUAGAAGGACAGGACAAGGGUCUCCAUUAGGGCAGCUAAUGGACCAUGGUAACUAUUAUAUAGGACUUGAUAGCAGCUUCAAUACUUUUGCAGUAUCAUUCUUGAUUUUCCAAUGUGUAGGCCUGCAUGGUACAAGUGUAUGGAUUCCUGUGAUAAAUAUUUCAGUUCAGUCCAUCUUUUUCUACGCAGCCUGGGAAGAAAACUACGUAGGCUCUUUAAGAAUAAACCUUGGGUCUGUUGGAGUUGACGAAUUCGCGUAUAUUCAUAUUUUGCUGUUUGUUAUUACCUAUUUUGUGGGCUAUGACUUCUUUGAGACUGAAUUAUUCUCUGGAUUCCCUAUAAAAAAUUUUUGCGGACUAUACAUUUGCUUUAUGUAUUUUUUAUUUAGAUUUCUCUACAGUGCUAUCUGCUACACCGCUAAAACCCUGAAAUUUACCAAGUCUUUAGCUCCAUUACUUAAAUGGAUCCCUAUGUUCCAAGUUUAUAUUGGGACCGCUUUGAUUUACCAGACUGUGGCUUAUAGUAAAUAUACAUUAUUAUUUAUUAUUGACCAGUCUACACUAUUUGGAGUUCUCAGCGUAUGGAUGAUCAUUUGCAAUGUGUCCAAAGUGAAUUUUAGCUCAUUCCGUAUCGAUACUUCGCUAUAUCUGCUGUAUGCUAUUUUAGUAUACUCCGGGAUUGAUUUCUUUAACCAAUUUGAGGUCCAUUUAGUAGUUACAUUUGCUUUCGUUAUUUAUAUCUGCUAUUUCUUUUCUUCAUUGGUUUUAGAAAUUGCGAAUUAUUUAGAUAUUCCAGUUUUCACAGUUAAACAGAAAAAAUCUUAA